UUCCAAAGGACUAAUCGUUCUUUCCUUAACCAUUCGGUCCUAAGGCAUCGACGUAUUGAUCCAUCUAAAAUUUUAAUGUUUUGUAGAAAUAAGUAAUUGUUACUUAUUUAUUCAUUAAUAAAAAGACUUCUUUAAGUCUCCUUUCAACUCUGUCAUAUUAAUCAGAAUAAUUCACUAUGAGCUCGGGAGGAACUCGUGUGUAUGUGGGUGGUCUAGUGGAAGGAAUCAAGAAGGAGGAUUUGGAGCGGGAAUUCGAUAAAUAUGGAAAAUUGAACUCGGUCUGGGUCGCACUUAACCCCCCAGGUUUUGCUUUCAUAGAAUUUGAAAACAUGCAGGAGGCAGAAGAUGCGUGUAGCGCGAUGAAUGGUUUUGAAAUGUUAGGCGCGACUUUAAAAGUAGAAUUAUCAAGAAAACGUGAUGGGCCACGCCGAGGUUUCCGCGGUGGUGGCGGCGGCGGCGGCGGUGGCGGCCGUGGUAACUUCGGCGGACGGGGUGGGCGCUCUUUCGGUGGGAACGGAGGUGGCAGCAGACCCUAUAAUAACAGCUAUGGAGGUGGCGGCGGCGGUGGCGGUGGUGGCCGCUCUUUCAACCGCAAUGGAUAUGGCUCAGGCAACAGGGACAAUGGAAGAUCUAGGUCGCCACUGGGCCGAUUUUAAUUUAAUCAUAGUUUUAGUUAGGUUUAAUGUUAAUCGUAAUCUGAAGCCUUCCGCAUGUUAAAACAUCAAUAUUCAUUUAAAACUGGGGGUUUAAUGCUAGGAAGAGUUGUGUCGAUGUCUUAGGACUUAGAGGUAAUUAAUUUCAUAUACUACUUAGAUUUAAGUGUAAUGUUAGUUUAAUGCACCUAAUUCAUAGAGCAUACAUUUUGCUAUAAUUAAUAUUAAGGUUUGACAGCUCCUGGAUAUAUUCUGUAAAGUUUAUCAAGCAAUGCUAAAAGUAGUUUAACACAACGAAGUAUAUACUGUUUUAUUAUGAAUCAUUUUAUUGUUGCAUUGGAUGAUAUAAAUACAUUACACAUACAUUAUAAUCAAAACUUUUGAAUAUACAAAGCUAAAAUAAUCUUAUGAAACAUGAUGCAUCAAAAAAUUAAGUGUUUAAAGUUAAGGAUAUUUCAAUUUAUGUAUUCUCUAUUAUAUUAAUAUUCUUCAUGUUAGAUACGUAAUGAUUACCUUACUUUUUGAGUUGUAUUUAGUACUUAGUUCUUAAUUAAAUCAUUCAAAUGCAUGGUAAUGUGUUUCACUGCUUGAAUGUAAACUAUUGUCGAAUUCAUGUUAUACAAUUAAAUAGCAUCUUUAUUAAUUUGAAGCUAAAUCUAAUUCUAGAGAACAGCUAGUUACUUUAAUAGGAGUUUCUUUGCUUUCAGAUUAAUUUAUCUUUAAUUACUUAUAGUCAUCGUAACAAAAUAAGGAAGAACAACCUUCAGUGUAUUUUUAACAUUGUACCGGAGCACUACAGACUAAGUUUCUUUUAUGUAUAAUAAUAAAACAAGAUUCCAA
Pieris rapae (cabbage white) is the source of this 1493-nucleotide messenger RNA. It is a transcript of the gene Rsf1, whose product is annotated as RNA-binding protein Rsf1. The transcript is spliced from 2 exons. Gene Ontology annotation, cellular component: nuclear speck. NCBI's taxonomy places the organism in Eukaryota, Metazoa, Arthropoda, Insecta, Lepidoptera, Pieridae. Bases 177 to 656 code for a protein of 159 amino acids. The record is from RefSeq and is a predicted model, not a curated record. Gene Ontology annotation, biological process: mRNA splicing, via spliceosome. Gene Ontology annotation, molecular function: RNA binding.